CGCAGAGCGCACUGGAGCCCUGGCCAGCGCGCAGCCUUCCCGGCGCCGGCAAGCAGGGUCUUGGGAAUUCUCACUUGCUUCGGCUCACUCUCUUUCACAAAAACCACUGGAUCUUACAUGCCUCUGUAAGCCCCACUUCCACUCCAUGUCCCCAUGAUCCUGUGCCAGCAACAGGACAAGUUCCCUGGAUGCCAGCUGAAUUACUAAGGUAACUCUGCUGGUCAGAAAGAACCCCAAGGUUCUUGGAAGCAUCCAUCUCUCCUCAUUAAAAAAAAAUAUUAUUAUUAUUUUUUUGGUGUGUGAGUCUUCACCGAACAUUCAAAACUGUUUCUUCAAAGGGUUUUGCAAAAACUCAGACUGUUUUCUAAAGCAGAAACACUGGCGUCCACAGCGGAAGCAAUGGGCAGUGUGCGAACCAACCGCUACAGCAUCGUCUCUUCGGAGGAAGAUGGCAUGAAGUUGGCCACCAUGGCAGUGGCUAACGGCUUUGGGAAUGGCAAGAGCAAAGUCCAUACCCGGCAACAGUGCAGGAGUCGCUUUGUGAAGAAAGAUGGUCACUGCAAUGUUCAGUUCAUCAAUGUGGGAGAGAAGGGACAGAGGUACCUGGCAGACAUCUUUACCACCUGUGUUGACAUUCGCUGGCGGUGGAUGCUGGUUAUCUUCUGCCUCGCAUUUGUGCUCUCCUGGCUGUUCUUUGGCUGUGUGUUUUGGUUGAUAGCUCUGCUCCAUGGGGACCUGGAUGCUUCUAAAGAGAGCAAAGCGUGUGUGUCUGAGGUCAACAGCUUCACAGCCGCCUUCCUCUUCUCCAUUGAGACCCAGACAACCAUUGGCUACGGUUUCCGGUGUGUGACAGAUGAGUGUCCAAUUGCUGUUUUCAUGGUGGUAUUCCAGUCAAUCGUAGGCUGCAUCAUCGAUGCCUUUAUCAUCGGUGCAGUCAUGGCAAAGAUGGCAAAGCCAAAGAAGAGAAACGAGACUCUUGUCUUCAGUCACAAUGCUGUGAUUGCCAUGAGGGACGGCAAACUGUGCUUGAUGUGGCGGGUAGGCAACCUUCGCAAAAGCCACCUUGUGGAGGCUCAUGUCCGGGCACAGCUUCUCAAAUCCAGGAUCACUUCGGAAGGGGAGUAUAUCCCCUUGGACCAGAUAGACAUCAAUGUUGGUUUCGAUAGUGGAAUUGACCGUAUAUUUCUAGUGUCUCCUAUCACUAUUGUUCAUGAAAUAGAUGAAGACAGCCCUUUAUAUGACUUGAGUAAGCAGGACAUUGACAAUGCAGACUUUGAAAUUGUUGUCAUACUGGAAGGCAUGGUGGAGGCCACUGCCAUGACAACGCAGUGCCGGAGUUCAUAUCUGGCCAACGAAAUUCUCUGGGGUCACCGCUAUGAGCCAGUUCUCUUUGAAGAAAAGCACUACUACAAAGUGGACUAUUCAAGGUUCCAUAAGACUUAUGAAGUACCUAACACCCCCCUUUGCAGUGCCAGAGACUUAGCAGAGAAGAAAUAUAUCCUCUCAAAUGCAAAUUCAUUUUGCUAUGAAAAUGAAGUUGCCCUAACAAGCAAAGAGGAAGAGGACAGUGAGAAUGGGGUCCCAGAGAGCACCAGCACAGACUCGCCACCUGGCAUAGAUCUUCACAACCAGGCGAGCGUCCCUCUAGAGCCCAGGCCCUUAAGGCGAGAAUCGGAGAUAUGACUGGCUGACUCUGCCUUUGGAAUAUUUACUUCGCUACACAGUCUGUUGUUGGUCAGAGGGCCGGGACAGUGAUACAGACCAUGGUACUGGUCGAGAGGUGGGUGAAGGCAAGCAGCCACAAAAGACUAAGGCUAGCACGAAGGUUUCAAGAAAAGACUGUAAGCUGGAUGACUGAUAUAAAGUGCUUUGCAGGCCUCCGAGUGACCCGAUGGCACAUAUCUGUUGUAGAAUAAGUUAUGUUUUUUUUUUUUUUUAAUGUAUUGUUUUGUGUUUUUACAAAACUUGAAUAUGCAGGCAAGCCUCGGUUUGGGUAUAUGACUUACCUGGAAUGCUUCUCUUUAGGGGGAACAAGAAUGAUUUUAAUGGCAUAACAUAGGCAAGACUCUGCCUUAAUUUUCUGAAAAGCUGCUAACUACAUGAACACAAACUGUAUUUUUGUUGCAGUGUAGUUUAUCUUUGACAUAAUCUUAAAAAAGUCAGUGUUGAACAUUGUUGAAAGCUCACGGUAUGCUUCCAAGUGUCAAGUAUUUGGCUAUAACUGCCAAAAUGGGAGCCUGAUUUUCUGAGGCCAGUAAUUUGUUUGCUAAAAUUGAUCUCUCUCGCUCUAUGUCUCUCUCUGUCUCUCUUUCUGUCUGUCUUUCUUCCUCUCUCUCCUGUUUCUUGUUACAUAAGGGCAUUAUGUAACACUAGCCAAAUGGUAGCCUCCGGGUUUUAUACUUUUCCUUUCCACCAUGCUAAUAGGUUAUCUCAAAUUUUUAGUUAGACUACCUAAAAUAAAUACCAAAGAUAAUGCACAUUUUUUGCACAGUGGAGUUUAUAUUUAAACGGGGAACAAAGCCCCAUGGGUUGUCUGGGAAAUCCAGAGACACUUACUUUGAACCUCAGCAAGAUGUUACAAAUAGCCCAUUCAUUUUGCACCUUAGUCUGAAAAGAGCAUCUGAAUCUGAUAAAUGUAGUAUUUGUUUGUUUGUUUGUUUGUUUUAAACUCUGUUCUUUUGUGCGUCCUUCUUAUUUGAAAGGGAAGGGGAAGCAUGGGUCAAACUUACAUAUGCACUAUUCAGACAUUUUUUUUUUCUGUGAUAGGUAGUGCUGGUCCGGCUAAUGUAUUCAAAAUAGAGAGAGAGAGAGAGAGAGAGAGAGAGAGAGAGAGAGAGAGAGAGAGCAGUAGUCACUAAGACUUUUCUGGGCUUUUCUCUUAUUGCACAUUCCAAAGUUUAUUCCAUAAGAUCAGAUCUUGGUUUAACUUUGUUGGUAACCUGGCACCCUCCAAACAGAGCCACCCAGCAUGGGAGAUAGAUAGAUUGCAAAUUCUGCAGCUGAGUCAUGGUCUUGACUGUCAGGUCAUUUCUAGCUUGGUGUCAUAUUAAGAAAGAUGUCUGGCCUCUAGGCUUGUACUUCUGGGGUGUCUGAAAAGAGUGAUAUACUCAACAUGAGCUGAAUAUGCAAAGCAGGUGUGGAUCUUGGGGUGUGUGUGUGUGUGUGUGUGUCUGUUUGUGUGUGUGUUUAUGUGUGUGUGUGUGUUUGUGUACAUGAGCCACUUCAGUGCAACAAUCUGCUUUACAAGGGAGAGGGAAGUUUCCUUUUUCAUGACAGAGGGUAUGAGGGCAUGUCUUGGCAUUUUAGGGUCUCAGUGAGCCAUAUAAAUACAAUGCAAUUACAAGCUGAGGAGUUAAGGGUCUAAAGGGUUACUUCUCUCUGCGUACACACUCAUGGUUAAUGUGAGCUGGCCAUUGUCUCUUGUAAAGUCCCAGAGCAGGUUACCAAGGACACAUCAUUUUCUAGAAGCCUUUCUGCCCAGCCACCUGUCUUUACAAAAGCUUCUCUCUCCAUCUUCACUUUAGCCCAGCAACACAAUUCUCUCUCCCUUUCUUUCUUUUGGCUUUAAAGUUUCCUACUUGUGAAUCUUAGAGCUGCUAAUUUCGCUUUUUAGUUGGAGUCUCAAAAUCAACUCUCUAAUGGUAUUACACCCUAAUAUGCCAUUAAAAAUCAGCUUGUUCUAGCAUCAUGUAUUUUAUUUCAGUUGAUGUUUUGCUGGUCUGUGGCUGGUGAGCAGCUGUAUCUGGAUGCAGUGCCUGUAAAAUGAUGACAGUUUCUGCUGUUUUCAACUUUCUAAGUCAAUGGACUUGAAAACUGUUGGUGUUACUUAAAUCAAGAGGGAAGUGUUGAGAAAGUGGUUGUCAUUGUACAUCCAUGUUUAAAGACAGGGUUAGGAAGUGGCUUGAAGUGGUUGGAGGGGCUUGGGAGGGGUUAAUUCACAGAAGAGAAAACAGACUGGCUUUUGACAGUGCGAGGCCAUGGAGGGCUUCAGAUGCUGCUAUUACAGUGAUUUGCAAAGGAAAAUAAUCAAACCAAAGAGUAUUUAGUGGAAUGUAAAUCAAAUGAAGAUGGAGUGAAGAAUAGGGGUGACCACCUGGGCAUUCCCCCAAACACACAGCGCUACCACUUAAAAGACUUGAGUUAUUUGAAAAGGGGUGGGUUCAGAGACAAGAAAAAAAGGGAGGGGAAUCUUUCAACUUGUUGCUUAAAAAGAAGAAAACAUCUUAAAUUUCUGGUGCAUAGGUUUGUUUUGUUUUGUUUAUUUUUGUUUUUCAAGAAAUUUUUUUGCAGAAGCUACAUUUUUAAAGUGUACAUUUUAUAAAGUUUAUCAGAUAUUUUCAUAUUUAAAGCCAAAUGUAAAUAGAAAUCUGUAAAGGAAAAAUAAUACCCUAAGAGGUAUAAUUACAACAGUGAGUUCUGAGAGCUAGCACCUAUAUGCUACCGGUUAGCAUGGUUUUAGCGGAUAUUACCAGCCUUUUGAGGUUUGUUUUGGUAUGUUCUGUUAUUUAUUUCAGCAUGGACUGUUCCUUUGAGAGCUUUUUGUAGUUAUUAGCAUUUUAAUAGUUACAAGCUUUAAAUGGCUUUUUGUUUUGUUUUGCCAAGAGCCAAGACAUAGGUAAUGCACGGCAUUUCUCCCUGCAUUUUUACCUUCAAAAUAUCUGUCUUCGUUGACUGGGCCUCCAGAACUAGUGUACACACCUGCCACUAGUAUGCAGAUGGAGGGACUCACCUUGAAUAUCUGGGGUUCAUCCCCAGAUUCCCGUUGCUUCUCUGCUGCAAGCAAAUCCCUCUAGGAUGUAUUCCCUUUUAAAGAAUGUUUGCCCAAAUCUGAAUGGGCAUUAUAUAUAUAUUUUUUGGAGGGGGGAGGCAUAGAUUCCUGGUUAUUCUAUUUUUAAAUAAAAGGUAGACAAAGUGAAUUCUAUUUUGAUUAUCGAGAAAGGAAUAGUUUUCUAUCCCUCUAAGAGUAUACUUGAAUCAGACAUUUUUAGAAUGUCAUAUAGCACUGUAGUCAUUUCCAAAUCUCUAGAGAAGUUUGUUUGACUUUGUUCUUGUUCUGUUAAUGCAUUAUUCCUUUUCUUUCACUUCCUUUCUCCCCACAUACCCCCUCCCUAAAUCUUGAUGUGUGUCUCAUGACCUCGGUUUCCCAAAGACGUUCCCCUUGAAGAUAACAAACAUCAGUUUCUCUCUUAUAAUCAGUCACCCCACACAGGCAAAUGUCUCAUCCUGAGGGGUGAUUUAAGCUCCUUGUCACUCUUUUUAAUGAUCCUAAGGUGGAAAGCAUAAAAGUGUUGCAUUAUUGUAUCUCCUCCCACAAUCUUCAGCAAACUAGAGUUUCUUUCCUAGGAAUGUUAGGUUUCAGCUCUGUGCUUUGACCAGUUGGACGGUCCUAGCCUUUGACAAUCAUGAUAGUUAUUAUUUUCCCAUUUGCCAUCUUUUUUGUAUCUAAAGUCUUCCUAUUGUACUGCACAAACCAUGGGUUGUACAUAUUUUUUUAUAUAU
Messenger RNA from Meriones unguiculatus (Mongolian gerbil), 5499 nucleotides. It is a transcript of the gene Kcnj2, whose product is annotated as potassium inwardly rectifying channel subfamily J member 2. Gene Ontology annotation, biological process: regulation of monoatomic ion transmembrane transport; potassium ion import across plasma membrane. The record is from RefSeq and is a predicted model, not a curated record. Gene Ontology annotation, molecular function: inward rectifier potassium channel activity. The coding region runs from base 400 to 1683 and encodes 427 amino acids. Gene Ontology annotation, cellular component: plasma membrane. The transcript has 2 exons. NCBI's taxonomy places the organism in Eukaryota, Metazoa, Chordata, Mammalia, Rodentia, Muridae.